AUGGAUUCUUUCAUGCUUGGGGAUGAAGGCGUACGCGAUCGCAUUCGCCAGGCCGAGGAAUUUCUAGAUCCCAACGACCCUCAAGUGCGGAGUUAUCGAUCAGACAUCAUAUUGAUGCUACAGAAGAACCAGCGCCGCUUGACUGUCAAUCUCGACCAUGUGCGCAACCACAACGCAGAUCUCGCCCAGGGCCUGCUGGAACAGCCCUUUGACUACACCCUGGCCUUUGAUCAAGCCCUGAAGAACAUCGUGCAGGCGCUUCCGCAGGCUCGGCCUGACCAGUCAGCAAAAGAUACUAUGUACUAUUGUGCAUGGGCUGGCAGCUUUGGCCUGAAUGCUUGCAAUCCCCGCACAUUGUCGUCACAUCUGCUCAACUACAUGGUUUCUAUCGAGGGCAUUGUCACUCGUUGUUCGUUGAUUCGGCCCAAGGUUGUCAAGAGCGUUCAUUACAAUGAAACCAAGGAUAGGUUUCACUUUCGCGAAUACCAAGAUCAAACCAUGACCAACGGCGUGACCACCUCGAGCGUCUACCCUCGCGAGGAUGACGACGGCAACCCUCUUAUCACCGAAUAUGGUUUCUGCACUUACAGGGAUCAUCAGACAAUCUCUAUUCAGGAGAUGCCCGAGCGAGCACCGGCAGGACAACUCCCCCGCGGAGUGGACGCCAUCCUCGAUGAUGAUCUUGUCGAUCGAGUGAAGCCAGGCGAUCGCGUACAACUUGUUGGUAUAUACCGGACCCUGGGCAACCGAAACACCAACCACAACAGCGCCCUGUUCAAGACAAUGAUCUUGACCAACAACGUCGUUCUUCUUUCGUCAAAGUCUGGUGGCGGUGUGGCAACUGCGACUAUAACUGAUACCGAUAUUCGCAACAUCAACAAGGUGGCUAAGAAGAAGAACCUGCUCGAACUGCUCUCUCAGUCGCUCGCUCCCAGUAUCUAUGGACACGACUAUGUCAAGAAGGCUAUACUUUUAAUGCUUCUAGGUGGUAUGGAGAAGAAUUUGGAGAACGGAACACAUCUUCGAGGAGACAUCAACAUCCUCAUGGUCGGUGAUCCCUCUACCGCCAAGUCCCAGUUGCUCCGUUUCGUCCUCAAUACCGCCCCUCUUGCCAUUGCAACGACAGGUCGUGGCUCCUCCGGUGUUGGUCUGACAGCGGCCGUCACUUCGGACAAGGAGACGGGCGAGCGGCGACUGGAAGCUGGUGCCAUGGUCAUGGCUGACCGUGGUGUCGUUUGUAUUGACGAAUUCGACAAAAUGUCAGAUGUCGACAGAGUUGCAAUUCACGAAGUCAUGGAACAGCAGACUGUAACCAUCGCCAAAGCCGGCAUUCAUACAUCCCUCAAUGCUCGAUGCAGCGUCAUUGCUGCUGCCAACCCCAUCUUCGGCCAGUAUGACCCACACAAGGAUCCUCACAAGAACAUCGCUCUUCCCGACUCUCUUCUUUCACGAUUCGAUCUGCUUUUUGUUGUCACGGAUGACAUCGAGGACACGCGUGACCGCCACGUGUCGGAGCAUGUUCUCCGCAUGCAUCGAUACCGGCAGCCAGGGAGCGAGGAGGGCGCACCUGUUAGGGAGCAGGGGGCGCAAUCUUUGGGUGUCUCCGUCACCAACCAGGCAGAUUCGCAAGGUCCGACAGAGGUGUAUGAGAAGUACGAUGCCAUGCUUCACUCGGGUGUCACCGUCACAUCCGGACGCGGCGCGAACAAGAAACCCGAGAUUCUGAGUAUCCCGUUCAUGAAGAAGUACAUUCAAUACGCCAAGACAAGAAUCAAGCCAGUCUUGACACAGGAGGCCUCUGAUCGAAUUGCGGACAUCUAUGUCGGGCUUCGAAAUGAUGAGAUGGAAGGCAACCAGCGACGAACAAGUCCCUUGACUGUGCGUACCUUGGAGACCAUCAUCCGUCUCGCGACAGCACACGCCAAGUCUCGACUAUCCAACAGGGUUGAAGAGCGGGAUGCAGUUGCUGCGGAGCGCAUUCUAAGAUUUGCUCUCUUCAAGGAGGUUGUAGAGGAUGCCUCUCGCAAGAAGAGGAGAAAGACACAAGCGGUCGACUUUGCUUCUUCCAACGAGGAGAGUUCCAGUGAUGACGACCAGGACGGAACUCAAGCCGAUGGCACACGGUCAAACAGAUCGACAUCCCGAGCGACACGUACCAGCAGCCGUCUUCAAUCGACCGCCUCCCGGGCAGCACGUAAUGGAGGCGAUGCGGCGUCCUCUAGCAGAGAACCAGACUUGGAUGAGGAGGACACUCUCGCACAACCCACACCGCGCCGCUCUGGCAGACGAACACAGAACACCUCGCAAUCGCAAACCUCAUUCGCAUCCUCCAUACCCGCAUCCCAGUUGCCAUCCCAGACUCAGGCGGAGUCGCAAGAUGAUGAUGAGUUGGCGGAUGGCACAGCCGGACUGGCAAUCGAUGACACGCCCAUCAGCACCCAGCGUCUUGGAACAUUCAGGACAGCGCUUGGUCAGCUUCUUAGCACGAAUCUGUUCGAGGACGACUCUGCCGAACUAGAUGCCGUGGUGGAAGCGGUCAAUCGCAAGGUUGGAAACCGUGACGGUGGCGCUUUCACCAAGGGAGAGGCCACCAAGGCCCUACAAAAGAUGGGAGAGGCAAACCAGAUCAUGUUCACCGAGGGAGAUCUUGUGUACAAGAUUUGA
Messenger RNA from Fusarium keratoplasticum, 2664 nucleotides. RefSeq names its product DNA replication licensing factor MCM3. The transcript is spliced from 3 exons. Gene Ontology annotation, biological process: DNA strand elongation involved in DNA replication; double-strand break repair via break-induced replication; mitotic DNA replication initiation. Gene Ontology annotation, cellular component: nucleus; MCM complex. The record is from RefSeq and is a predicted model, not a curated record. Bases 1 to 2664 code for a protein of 887 amino acids. NCBI's taxonomy places the organism in Eukaryota, Fungi, Ascomycota, Sordariomycetes, Hypocreales, Nectriaceae. Gene Ontology annotation, molecular function: ATP hydrolysis activity; ATP binding; single-stranded DNA binding.